This is a messenger RNA of Dissoconium aciculare CBS 342.82, 2223 nucleotides long. Its product is annotated as carbohydrate-binding module family 18. Bases 1 to 2223 code for a protein of 740 amino acids. Gene Ontology annotation, molecular function: chitin binding. The record is from RefSeq and is a predicted model, not a curated record. The transcript is spliced from 3 exons. Lineage: Eukaryota; Fungi; Ascomycota; Dothideomycetes; Mycosphaerellales; Dissoconiaceae.
AUGAAGCGAUACGUCGCUCUGAGCCUGCUGCUCACUCCACUCGCUUGUGCAAAUAUCAUCUUCCAUAAGGUGCAGCCAGCUUGUGAUGUGAAACUGCCUCAUGCGCAGGGCUGUCUGCGUGGGCAGAUCUGCCUGACGAACAAUACCUGUGCUCCGGAAUGGAAUGCUUCGAGCUACGACCGCGAGUACUACAGACUGAUCAUGCAGCGACAAGCCGUUCGCGACGAUGGACAUUGUGGAUCGGCUUUCGGCGGUGCAGUUUGUGAUCCGAAUGGAGCUUAUGGCGGAUGCUGCAGCGAAUACGGGUGGUGCGGUAAAACGAGCGAUCACUGCUCACUUCAGAACGGCUGUCAGAGUGGAUGCGACUCAACUCCAGCACCUCCUACGACUUUGAUCAAUUUCACCACUAGCAAUGGCGAGCCUGUGAUCGGACCACCUACUGCCGUGCCAGCAGCAGAGCCUACUGGUGCAGUCACAACAGAUGGAAGCUGUGGUGCCGCCAAUGGCAAUACUCUCUGCGGCAAUUGGCCUCUCGGAAGUUGCUGCUCCAUGUAUGGCUUCUGCGGCGACACGAGCGGACACUGUGGCGAAGGCUGUCAAUCUGGACCUUGUAAUCAGCCAGCAGUACCACCCGCUCAUGGACCAUCACCUGCUCCAAGGAACGCUAAUCCAGGGUCUUACAACAUCGUCGGCGAUUCUGGAGUUCCCGCAAUGCAUGCCGCGCUGAUGCCCAAUGGCAAGGUUAUGUUCCUCGACAAAGUUGAAGAUUACACGCGGCUCAAGUUACCCAAUGGCCGAUUCGCUUACAGCUCAGAAUAUGACCCUCAAGCGAAUACUGUAGUGCCUCUCGCAUACAAGACCAAUGCUUUCUGCGCUGGCGGUACUUUCCUGGCUGAUGGUCGAAUGCUUGCAGUCGGUGGCAACGCUCCGUUAGAUUGGCUUGAUCCGACUGUCGGUGAUGGGUUCCGCGGUCUGCGAUACCUCACGCGAUAUGCACGCGACGGAUCGGCCGAUGGUCAGGACUGGUCCGAGCCUGGUAAUCAGCUCGAUACGGCACGCUGGUACCCCAGCGUCCAGACUAUGCCAGAUGGCACCAUUUUCGUGGCAUCGGGAAGUCUCAAUGGUCUUGACCCAACGGUCUCGGAGAACAAUAAUCCGACAUACGAAAUUUUGAAUUCGGAUGGCACCUCGCGAGGCGUAUCAACGACUAUGGCGCUACUAGUCAAGUCUCAGCCGUAUUACAUGUACCCGUUUAUCCAUCUGCUGAAAGAUGGCACAUUUUUCGUCUUCGUCUCCAGAUCUUCCGAGAUCUUUGACGUCGGGUCUGGUCAGACUGUUCGAACUUUCCAAGACUUGCCAGGAGAUUACCGUACCUAUCCGAAUACUGGUGGCACAGUGCUCCUUCCACUUUCAUCUGCUGAUGAUUGGAAUCCGGACGUCAUCGUCUGCGGUGGAGGUGCAUAUCAAGAUAUCACAUCUCCAACCGAUGCCUCCUGUGGUCGUAUCCAGCCUCUGAGUGCCAAUGCCGCAUGGGAGAUGGACAGCAUGCCAGAAGGUCGUGGUAUGGUCGAAGGCACUCUGCUUCCAGACGGCACCGUAGUCUGGGUCAACGGCUGCAAUCGCGGAGCUCAAGGUUUCGGCCUGGGACAAGCUCCGACAUUGGAGGCACUCAUCUACAACCCUGCAGCACCGCUCGGUCAGCGGUGGACGACCGGUGCAUCGACAGGCAUCCCCCGCCUAUAUCACUCGGUCGCACUUCUACUCCUCGAUGGCACGCUCAUGAUAGCAGGAAGCAACCCCGUUGAAAUGCCCGUCUUGACGCCCGACGCAGCAAACCCUUUCGUCACCGACUUCCGCGUGGAAAUAUACACCCCUCCCUACCUCUCCGGCGCCAACGCCCAGCGUCGUCCCACAAACAUCGCCCUGUCAACAUUCGCUCUCGUCGCAGGCGCCGCCCAGCCACUCACAAUCACUUUCCAAGCGCCUCCGAAUGCUCAGGGUUUGAAGGUCGUGUUAUAUCACGGCGGGUUCGUCACUCACUCGCUGCACAUGAGCCAUCGCAUGUUGUUCUUGGACCAUGAGGGUUUCGCACCUGAGCAAACGGGCCAGAGCGUUUCGGUGAGCAUGCCGCCGAGUCGCAAUUUGGCGCCGCCGGGGCCGUAUGUGGUUUAUGUUGUGGUUGAUGGAGUCCCGGGGAUUGGGCAGACUGUUAUGGUUUCGUGA